Molecule: messenger RNA, 2722 nt
Organism: Anas platyrhynchos (mallard)
Lineage: Eukaryota; Metazoa; Chordata; Aves; Anseriformes; Anatidae
Gene: PIP5KL1
Product: phosphatidylinositol-4-phosphate 5-kinase like 1
Biological process (GO): phosphatidylinositol phosphate biosynthetic process
Cellular component (GO): plasma membrane
Molecular function (GO): 1-phosphatidylinositol-4-phosphate 5-kinase activity
Source: RefSeq, a predicted model, not a curated record
CUCACAGAGGGAGCAUUUGGCUGCACCUCUGUGGGGGGAACUGCAUCCACCCACUAAAGGUGUCUGCAGGGUCUCCACCUUCAUCCUCCUCCCGUGCUGCGUGUGGGGCUGCAGCUCCAGCCUCUUCUCCUGCCGCGGGGAGAUGAAUUUGGGCUCGGGGGGGUGGAGACAACAAGGGGAAAGCAUCGGGCUGUGUGUGUUGGCAGCUCCGGGCUGGUGCUGCUCCUUCCCCGGGGCGCUGUUCCGCAGGGGCCCUGCCCCUUGGAAGGGGCUCUGGGGACACGGAACGUGCGCGCACGGUGCCGGGCGGUGCCCCCUGAACCACCCCUGCCUGGGUGGCCAGUGCUGGUGAGGGCUGGGGUGCCCCAGGGGUGUGGAUCUGCCCCAAAAUAUCACCCCCACGUGGCCCCUGCCCUCCUGCAGACCCCAUGCACUGCUCAUACCGAAUGUCCUCAUCCUGCCACCCACAGGUCCCCCAGCUGCGGGCUCCUGUGGGGCUCUGAUGGCAGGGAGCCGGCUGCUGGGACAGUGAGGGGACAGUGACGCUGCCAGGGGCCAUGGUGAGCGGUCCCUGGGCUGGGGAGGGCAGCGGGGUGGGAGCACGGGGGGGCUGGGGGCUGUCAGGAGUGAGCUGGAAGGGGCUGGGUCCCCCUCACCCCACCCCACAGCCACCACGGGCACCCCGUUUCCCCCCCCAGGCUGCCGUGACAGGAGGGACCCCAGCGAGCCGCCCACGUGCCGGGGGGCUCCGCCUGUCCCCGUGGGCCCCCCAACAGCACAAAUUCGGCCUCUUCGAGAUCGGCCCCGAGCACCAAUUCCACCUCCUCACCUGCCGCCUGCGCGUGGGGCUCCGCGCCGCCACCCAGGCUGCCAUUGACCACCCGCCCGCGGACGCCCCCUGCGACAGUGACUUCGCGGCAGUGCUGAGGCAGCCGCACGAGGGCUUUGAGCUGCUCACCUACGCCGGGCCGGCCUUCGCCCGCCUGCGGCGCGCGCUGGGGCUGCCGGAGGAGCUGUACCAGGCGGCGCUGAGCUCGCGGUACUUCCAGUUCGUCAGCAACUCCAAGAGCAAAGCCCGCUUCUUCCUGACGCAGGACAAACGCUUCUUCCUGAAGACGCAGACCAAGCAGGAGAUGCGCCUCCUGCUCGCCAACCUGCCCCGCUACCUGCGGCACCUCGAGGCGUUCCCGCACUCACUGCUCGUCCGCCUGCUGGGUGCCCACAGCAUCAUCGUGCCCCGCCGGAGCAGGGCAGGUGCCCCCGCCGCAGCCCUGCCCUGUCCCCAGCGCUACUUCACCGUCACGCUGAGCGUCUUCUUCCCCGACGAGGGGAUCCUCGAGAGGUACGACAUCAAGGGCUGCAGCGUGGACCGCUGGGCCGAGCCCGCGAGCGCCGUGGUGCUGAAGGACCUCAACUUCGAGGGCAAGUCCCUGGUGCUGGGCUCCCAGCGGCCGUGGCUGCUGCGGCAGCUGGAGCUGGACAGCCGCUUCCUGGAGGAGCUGCGGGUGCUGGACUACAGCCUGCUGCUGGCCGUGCGGCCCCCGCUCCCCGACGGGCUCACGGCACGGUCCCCGGUGCCGUGCCACGUCCCGCAGGGCUCGGAGCUGAGCCAGAACCUGCCCGGAGGCAGCAACCCCCUGCACUGCAUCGACGGGCCACAGCGGCGCUACUCGGUGGGGCUGGUGGAUCUCUUCACCUCCUACACCUUCCGCCGGCGCCUUGAGCACCUCUGGAAGAGGAUCCGCUACCGGGACGGGUCCUUCUCCACCGUGCCCCCCGCUGCCUACGCCCGGCGGCUGUGCCGGUGGAUGGAAGCGCACAGCGAGUGAUGGCCGCACUCGGGGCUCGCCUAAAAAACCCAUUCCUGUGCCAGAAGCUGAGUGGAGAUUUGUUAUCUGGGAUGUGGACGCCACCCCCUCGCCCGCCCAGAAGUGUCCCCAGAAAUGCUGCCCUGUCCCUGCCCCGGGCUGAGCCUCGUGGGGCUCUGUGCCCACCUCGGGGCAUUCGGCUCCCCGUGGGAUAAGCGGGGAAUGCCGGGCUGCAAAGGGCAGCAGCCCUAAAAAUAACCCCGGGGAGCAGGCGGCGGCACCACGAGGUGGCCGUGCUCCAGCCCAGGCUGAAGGUCAGGGUGCUGGGUGUGCCCCGUGCAGCUCCAGGUGCCCUCAGCACCACGCUUUGUGCCUCAGUUUCCCCCCUCGCAUCCUCCCUCGGGGAGCAGCAGGGUGUCCCCACCCCAGGGGGCUGUUUCUGGGUGCAGCCCCAUGCCCUAUUGAGCCCUUCCCCUUUCAGGACCCCCUCCCGUGGGCCGAUGUCCCUGUGCAGGAUCCGGCCCCACUCACGCCGUGCCCCCACCAGCACUCCCCAAAUCGGCAUGGGGUCUCACACCCCGCAUCCAGCACAGCCCAUGCGCCGUGGCAACACCCCAUGUUCCCCUGCCAAGGUGCCGCAGGGCCACCCCCUGCCCUGUUGCCUGCAUCCUGGGCACGAGAAGAAGGCGGAAACACGGUGGAGAAAAACCAAACCCUCCCCGUGGCGCUGCUGCUGCGAGGCUGGGCAGCCCAAACUGCGGCCCUGAGGGACGCAGCCACCUCCGAGCGAGCUGAAGGAUUGAAGAAAAUCCACGGCUGGCAAUUUGGGAGCCAUUUGUGCCUGGCGUGGGAUGUCCAAGGGUAGGUGGGUGCUCCAGUCCAUCACGGGAGGGCUGGUGGAUGGGGUCCCCUGU